AAGUAAAUAACUAGUCAAAUGUCUGAAUGUGAAAUUUUAUUUUGAGGUGAAACUAGACAUCGACUAAAUAAAAUAUUCGUUUUAAGAGGAAGCUUAACUUUUAAGCAACUGUGAAAAUAUUGAACCUGUCUGAAUACGGUCCAUUGGACUACUCCACCAUUCGAGUUAAACCAACGAACAAUUUCGAUUCCAAUAGCAAUGGAUUCAAUGUCAACAAAACUUUGUCGUUUGUGUCUCGAAUCGAGCGAUGAAAUGUUAAAUAUUUUCGAAAACCCUCAAAACUCGACAAUCCCAUCGAUUUUGAUCAAACAUUUCUGGUUCCAGGUUGACAAAGAUGAUGGCAUGCCGCAGUGGCUGUGCGAAAUUUGUUGGAUACAAACCAAAACGUUUCACCACUUCUAUAAAAGAGUGGAGAUCCGACACGGAAACUAUAGCAGUUCAAAUGCCUUGAUCAAUUCAAUAAAGCAAGAACGAAUUGAAAGUCCAACCGAGGAGCAAAUGAACCAUGAAUCUUACACGGACCUGUAUAUAGUGAAGCAGGAAGAACCAGACCCUCCAGCUCAAACACCUCAUCUGUUAGAAACCAAAGAAGAAAACUGCGAGGACAAUGCCUUUGGCUACAAUGAUGGCUACAAUCUUGGCGAAAGUGAAAAUUCGCAGACCUCAGACGAGGAUGACCAGCCGUUAAAUAAAAAAUCGACGUACUACGACAUUGGAGAUGUCAGCACUACAUCGACACUAAAUACUGAGACACAAGACUCAAGAUCUAUUAGGCUUUCAAAAAUAGCGCAACAAGACGCUCAGAUCCGUGAUUUUUUCACAAUGAAAUGCGAAAUCUGUACCGAAGACAUCAAAUUUGAAAGUUUGACGAAUGCCAGAGACCAUUAUCGCAGUGUUCACGAUAAAAGUGGAUAUCUAAUGUGUUGUGGGAACAAGUACCAUCGUCGUUACCAAAUAUUGGGUCAUAUCCGCUUUCACAUCAAUCCAGACGCAUAUCAGUGUGAUCAGUGUGAUAGAAUUUUCAAGGACCGACAAGCACUCAAAACUCACGCCGACAAUCAUGUGCCACUUAAUUUACGUCCUCAUAAAUGUAGCUUAUGCAACAGUAGUUUCACGAAGGCAGGUUCGCUGAGGGUUCAUGUGCAAAAUAUUCACUUGUCGGUUACGGGUGAAAUGUUGCCUUGUGAAAAAUGUAGUAAGACUUUUCGAUCUCCUAUAUCGUUGGCCUCUCACAUUCGAAGUGUUCAUGAGUUUUCGCUGGAGCAUGUAUGUGAGAUAUGCGCUCGUCGAUUUAAGACGAAGCAACUACUCAAAUGUCACAUCAUGUCCGAACAUUCAACGACGACGAAAGCUCAGUGCGAGAUGUGCGGUGCUUGGCUGAAACACGAACUGAGUCUACGUAAACACUUGAAACGGUGUCCCCAGUCGUCAAACUGUGAGCCAGUCAAUUGUCCUAUUUGCGACAGAGUCGUACCAAACAGACCUGCAUUAAGUGGUCAUAUUCAGCGUGCUCAUGGCACGAAAAGACACCAGUGCACAUUUUGCGACAAAACAUUCAAAACACCUAAAGGCUUAAAGGAGCACACAGCAAUUCACACGGGCGAAUAUUUGUACGAUUGUCAGUACUGCGACAAGAAAUUCAAAUCGAAUGCGAACAUGUAUUCACAUCGCAAGAAGAUGCACUUGGAAGAAUGGACCAGAGAUAGAACCAACACAUUAGCGGCACAGAAUAAAUCGGAUCAGGCUGAAACGAGGGCUGAAACGUCAGACGAAUCCUCCUGGCUGAACACAGUCCAUUGGAUUACCCCACCAUUAAAAUUAAACAAAAGCAUAAUUUCGAUUCCAAUAGCAAUGGAUGCAAUGUCAACAAAACUGUGCCGUCUGUGUCUCGAAUCCAGCGAUGAAAUGUUAAACAUUUUUGAAAACCCUCAAAACUCGACAAUCCCAUCGAUUUUGAUCAAACAUUUCUGGUUCCAGGUUGACAAAGAUGAUGGCAUGCCGCAGUGGCUGUGUGAAAUUUGUUGGAUACAAACCAAAACGUUUCACCAUUUCUAUAAAAGAGUGGAGAUCCGCCACGGAAACUAUUGCAGGUCAAAUGCCUUUCUCAAGAUCAAUUCAAUAAAGCAGGAACGAAGUCCAAGUCCAAGUGAGGAGCAAAUAGACCUGGCACAACGCAUGGACUUUCAAAUAGUCAAGCAGGAAGAACUAGAACCUCCAGAACAAAUGCCGGAUUUGGUUGUCACCAAAGAAGAAAAUUACGAUUACGAUACUUAUCUCGAUGGUUACAAUGAGAACCGUUUUGGCGAAGGUGAAAAUUCGCAGACCUCGGCAGAAAGUGACUCACCGUUCAACAAAAAAUGUAAGAACCAAGACACUGCAGAUUUCAGCGCCACAGCAACCGAAGAGUGUUCACUAAAUACUGACACUGAAGACUCAACGUCGCAUAAUCUUUCGAAAAUAGCGCAACAAGAUGCUCAGAUCCGUGAUUUUUUCACUAUGAAAUGUGAAAUCUGCACCGAAGACAUCAAAUUUGAAACAUUGAGGAAAGCCAGAGAUCAUUACCGCAACGUUCACAAUAAGAGUGGAUAUCUGAUGUGUUGUGGGAACAAGUUUCAUAGUCGCUACAGAAUACUGGGUCACAUCCGAUUUCACAUCAAUCCAGAGGCAUAUCGAUGUGAUCAGUGUGACAAAAGUUUCAAGGACAAACAAGCACUCAAAACUCACACCGACAAUCAUGGACAACUUAAUUUACGUGCUCACGAAUGUAGCAUAUGUGGCGGUAGUUUUAUGAAGGCAGCCUCAUUGAAGGUUCAUGUGCAAAAUGUCCACUCGUCGGCUACAGGUGGAAUGUUCCCCUGUGAAAAAUGCAGUAAGACUUUUCGGUCUUCCACGUCGUUGAUCGCUCACAUUCGAUGUGUUCAUGAAUUUUCGCUGGAACACGUAUGUGACAUAUGCGCUCGUCGAUUUAAGUCGAAGCAACGCCUCAGAAGUCAUAUCCUAUUCAAACAUUCAACGCCGACAAAAGCUCAGUGCGAGAAGUGCGGUGCUUGGCUGAAACACGAACUGAGUCUUCGGAAACACAUGAAACGGUGUCCCCAGUCAAACUGUGUGCCAGUCAAUUGUCCUAUUUGCGAGAAAGUGUUACCAAACCGACCUGCAUUAAAUUGUCAUAUUAGUAAUAACCAUGGGACAAGACGUCAUCAGUGCACAUUUUGCGACAAAACAUUCAAGACACCGAAAAGCUUAAAGGAACACACAGCAAUUCACACGGGCGAAUAUUUGUACGAUUGUCAGUACUGCGACAAGAAAUUCAAAUCGAAUGCGAACAUGUAUUCACAUCGCAAGAAGAUUCACUUGGAAGAAUGGAACAGAGAUAAACCCAAGGCAAACACAUCAGUAGAAAAGUUGGAUCAGGUUGAACCUGUAGAGGCUGAAAUGACAGUGGAAUCCUUCGGGAUAGAAAAUGAGCAAAUUUUGACGUUCGGAUCAAAUGUCAAAUUUACUAAAUUGCAUUGUUUUUCACUGAAUAAAAACAAAUUCAACUACACUGCAAUGGAAUCGACCCAGCUUUGUCGUUUGUGCUUAGACACCAGUGACGAUUUAGUGAAUAUUUUCGACAAAUUCCAAGAUUCAACAAUUGCUUCGAUUUUAAACAAACACUUCUGGUUCCAGGUCCAUAAAAACGAUGGCCUGUCUGAGUGCCUUUGCCAGAUAUGCUGGACCAACACAAAAACCUUUCACAUUUUUUACAAAAGAGUCGAGCUACUUCAACAGGACUUUUGGAAUUCAGUGGGGAAAGACAGUGAAAUGGAUUCUUCUGACUUAAUAAAACGGGAACGAAGUGCUCCAUUGGAACCCGAUUUUGAUAAAGUGAAGUGUGAAGAAACAGAAUCAAAGCUAGAAGUGAUUCACAUCGAAAUAAGCAAAGACGACGGUUCGGGUUACAAUGACGAUAACAGUUGCGAUCAAAAUGACAUGGUGCACAUCUCAGACUGUGAGGACUCAAUGUCGGAUAUAAAACCAAGCGAAAACUGCACAGAACACGAAACACCAACACCAACCGAUGAAUGUAAGAGUGACAACGAAGACGAUGAUUUGGACGAAUCGUAUCCUGAUGCUAACGCACAAACAACUAGUCGAUGUAAGAAAGAUACAGCCAAAGAGGACGCACAAAUACGCGAAUUUUUCAGCAUGGCCUGCGACAUUUGCUCUGAUAAAUUCGAAACGUUUAUCAAGGCGAAAAAUCAUUACCGGCUCGUUCACAAUACAAUCGGUUACCUUAGCUGUUGCGGAAAGAAAUUCAAUCGACGCGGACGUGUAUUGGACCACAUUUAUCGUCAUUUGAAUCCGGACGCAUACCGUUGUGAUCCGUGUGGCAAACGAUUUGCCGAUAAAUUUGCAUUGAAAAAUCACAUCGAAAACCAUGAACCGUUUACAUCGCGUGCGUACAAGUGUAGCUUGUGUUCGAGUAGCUUCACGAAAGCAUCAAAACUGGCUCAACAUGAGCGACUGAGACACUGCUCGGAAGAAGACAAAAAGUUUCACUGUGAUAAAUGCAACAAAAAUUUCGUGUCGAAAUCGGUACUGGUGUCUCAUAUUCGCGGUGUUCAUGAAUUUGCAUUCGCCCACGUUUGUGACAUAUGUGCUCGUGUAUUCAAAAGCAAACAUGUCUUCCAGAAUCAUAUGCAGGAACAUUCGACAACUACUCGACCGAAAAUGCAGUGUAAUGUCUGCGGUGCUUGGUUGAAACAUGAGGACAGUCUUCGAAAACAUCUGAAACGCCACCAGGACACGUUUGCCAAUUGUCCAAUCUGCAACAAAGUGCUACAGAACAAACAUUCACUGGGAAAUCAUAUCCGAAGUGUUCAUGGCGAGAGGAGUCAUCAGUGUACAUUGUGUGCAAAGGCAUUCAAGAAGGCUAUCGUUUUGAAAGAACAUAUGGCUCUGCAUACUGGCCAGGAUCUGUAUAAAUGUCCAUAUUGCACAAAAACGUUCAAAUCAGGGGCGAAUAUGCAUGCACAUCGAAAGAAGGCUCAUUUUGAGGAAUGGACCCGAGAUAGAUCUAAACGAUUCACACCCACAUCCGUUGAAUAACACAUUGUUUAUCUCAUUUUUUGUUCUCUUUUUUUACUCGGAAUAUAAAAUUUGCAAUCGAA
This is a messenger RNA of Bradysia coprophila, 5156 nucleotides long. RefSeq names its product transcription factor grauzone-like. Gene Ontology annotation, cellular component: nucleus. Gene Ontology annotation, biological process: regulation of transcription by RNA polymerase II. Gene Ontology annotation, molecular function: RNA polymerase II cis-regulatory region sequence-specific DNA binding; zinc ion binding; DNA-binding transcription factor activity. The record is from RefSeq and is a predicted model, not a curated record. Lineage: Eukaryota; Metazoa; Arthropoda; Insecta; Diptera; Sciaridae.